GGAAAGGGCACGUGAUGUGAGCCAAGUUAGGAGACGAAACCCAACACAUUAAACGGUGAGUUUUGCCAUUUUGCUCUAUCUCAGAAGUAAGGAAUAGGGGAGGAGAAGGAAGAGGAUGGUGACGUCAUCGAUAGCAGCAACAUCCAUUCCACCGGCUAAAACAUUUCUAUGGAGAAGAACAAGCAUGACUGUGAAUGCGAAAGGCAGAGGUGACAAUCGAAAGCCCUUGCAGAAAGGCAGGAACCUCAGCAUCGAAGCUAUUCAGGCUGUCCAGGCUUUGAAAAGAUCCUACUACAAUUCCAAUCAAUCCCAUUCUUUCCGCCAUGUUUUCCGCUCCAAGUUCAGCCGCUUGUUGAAGCUCGAUAUGUUGGCCGUUCUCCGGGAACUCCUCCGCCAGAAUCACUGCCUUUUGGCCCUCCAGGUUUUUGAAGAUAUUCGAAAGGAAUACUGGUAUAAGCCCCAGCUCUCUUUGUAUAAUGAUAUGAUUCAAGUGAUGGCAAGUAAUGGGUAUUUAAAGCAAGUUGAAGUUCUUUGCAUUUACUUGAAAACAGAAAGUAAUUUACUUGGUGAGACUGAGGGAUUUAGUGCUCUGAUGACAACAUUGAUAAAUUUUAAACUAACCAGACUUUCCAUGGAGUGCUAUGAUUUCAUGAAAGCUCUAGGAUAUGAACCUGACAGGCCAACCUUCCGAAUGCUCAUAAAUGGUUUGGAAUCAAUAGGUGAAUCUGGUGCUUCAACUAUUUUAAGGCAGGAUGCACAAAAUUAUUAUGGUGAAUCUCUGGAUUUCUUAGAGGAGGAUGAGGAUGAGAUGACAACAAGCAAUAGCUCUGAUGAGAACCUCUUGGAGUGUCAUUGAACCUCUUCUAAAGUUUCUGGGAUUGUUUACUGCAAUACGCUUGAUGGUUCAAAAUUUUCCGGUGUUUUACAGAGCAAUCUAAUGGUUUUUCAUCACCCCAUAAGAUUACUUUCCACAUCAUUCAUUCAUUUGAUCAUCACUUCUAUUACCGCCCAAAAGCUUUCAAUUUCAGUGAAUGCUGCCUCUGACAUCUCAAAAUGUUCUUUGGGGAAAUUGCACCAGCCACCAUAAUCUGCUGAAAGCCCGUAAUUUGGAGGACAGAAAUCUGUGGCAGUGAGAAUGAUAGAGGGGCUACCUUGCAGGCACCAUAGGAUGUGAUCUACACAUCUGACCUCAAAGCAAGCUCCACAGAUUGGACACUGCAUAGAAGAUACUGUUGAAAUUCUCAAAAAGCUACCCAUGGAGGCCUUGAUUCACAUUGUGGGGACAGGCAGCAAACCCAAGAUCAAGCGUAGUUUAGUCCAUCCCAGAAGACAAAGGUAGAACCUUCAAGCUGGGAAUGGAGACUCUGAGCAUUUGGCUAUAUAUUUGAAGCAUUGUGGCAGACACAGAUAGCGGAAAGCCUUGGAAUAAGAAAGAAGAAUCCAAAACUUUUGCUCAAUUAGGGUUUGAACUUUGAACCCCCAAUUUUUUUAUUAGGGAUUUUUUGUGUUGGUUUGGCUCUUCUUUUGAGAAGAAAGAAGAAAAAACUUAAAAGAGGUGAGACCCACAGCCUGAGAAAAGUCAUUGCAUUCACACUAGUGGGAGGCUCAAGAGGCUUGUUGGUAUUUGCAAAUCCAGGACUAAAUUUUUGGACAGUUCGCUAGGAAUCAACACUUUUCAUUUGGCAAGUGAGUUCGAAUGAUAGAUAAUGAUUUGUUUUGGCUCAUGUAUAUAUAUAAAAGUUAAAUCGCUAAGAAUUAAGAUUAAGCUCUAUGAAUUAUUAUCCAAACAUUAGUUAGAAUUAUAAUUUUAACUCUUGAGAUUAAAAAAUUUAUGGUUUUUGAA
Molecule: messenger RNA, 1843 nt
Organism: Hevea brasiliensis (rubber tree)
Lineage: Eukaryota; Viridiplantae; Streptophyta; Magnoliopsida; Malpighiales; Euphorbiaceae
Product: protein THYLAKOID ASSEMBLY 8-like, chloroplastic
Exons: 5
Coding region: 116-856 (246 amino acids)
Biological process (GO): chloroplast organization; Group II intron splicing
Molecular function (GO): RNA binding; protein binding
Source: RefSeq, a predicted model, not a curated record